AUGGCAUUGUCUGGUAUUGUAGCAGGCCUUUGUCGAGAUAGAAACUGUACAAGUUUAUUUCGACCAGCCUUACCUCAAACGAUAUUGAAAGCAGAUAAUUCAGCAAGGUCAUUUAUGACAUUAGCCAAGUACGGAACUAGUAAAACCUUAUUAAGAUGUGAAUAUUUCAAAUCUUUACCUUCGAAUAAUUAUCUGAAAAUCUCCAUAUUAAACAGACAAAUCAGUGAAUACCUCGAUCGAUAUGUUUCCGGAAAGAAUCUGACUCGAGAGGACUGUCAAAAUGAGAAGUGUCUAAUCAACUGGUCUGAAAAUGAAUUUGCACAAUUAAUUCUCUCUAGCUUAGUCACAGAAUUGAUGGAUACACAUCAUAAUAAACAAUUAAGCUUUCUCGAUUUAUCCUUAGAUGAAAAAAUUUAUCUGAUCGCUAUCAUCUGUUAUUAUUACAAUGGUGUAGGUACGAGUAAACUGGAACAUUUUGUCAAUUCUUUCCUUGGUAAACGGCGAGGCUCGCUGUAUCUAGCAAGUCAAGCUCAAGUACAAGUUCAAGAACGAAAUAUCUUUCAUGAAAAGCUAUUGCUAACGCAUUUGAAAAAUGACUUUGAAAGAUUUACUAUUCUGAAGAAAGAUGAUGAACGGUUGCAUUUAUUAUUGGCUAUUCUUGAAGGUGAAAAAUUUGAACAUGAUGCCGGUAGAAAACAUCUCUAUGGAAAUAUUUUUCGAGAUCUUACACGAUUUUCGGUGUUUGGUAAGAAUUCUUUGAACAAAACACCCGUGUUUAUUAUCAAUGGCAUCGAUGAAAAUGGAUAUUUUUUCCAUAAAAACGAAGUAAAUAGGGUCUCCUUGGAAUUAUUUUGUCGUUCGUCUGUAUCACAAGAUAUUCUUUAUAUGGUCAUGGCAAAUCAUUUUUAUCUCUCAGUUUUCUAUCCGAAAAUAGAUGGCAUUAAUAUAGAAGAUGCUAUUAUUCGAAAAGAUAAAUUUCCAACGCAUACGAUCACUUGGAAUACAAAAUCUCUUGUAAAUUAUGCUGAUUAUGUUCUUCAACAAAUGAAUAAAAAUGCCACCGAAACACGUUGUAAACCAUUUACCGAUUUCAAAACAUUGGUCAAUUUUUCAAAUAAGAAAAUCGCUGUAAUUAUCGAAAAAAUCCCAACGCCGAGAGCACUUCAUUACUUUAUGAGCGCAUUGAUUUUAGAAAUGAACAACGAUGCCAAUUCGGUUAAACGAUUUGAAGCGACUUUCGAAAAUGUUCAUGCUGCUUAUGAAGAAUCGUACCCAUCUUACGAAAAGCGUCACAAAAUUAAAGAAUGA
Molecule: messenger RNA, 1308 nt
Organism: Didymodactylos carnosus
Lineage: Eukaryota; Metazoa; Rotifera; Eurotatoria; Philodinida; Philodinidae
Source: the annotation of a GenBank genome assembly